This is a messenger RNA of Annulohypoxylon maeteangense, 2857 nucleotides long. RefSeq lists its product as uncharacterized. Bases 440 to 2665 code for a protein of 741 amino acids. The record is from RefSeq and is a predicted model, not a curated record. The transcript is spliced from 4 exons. Gene Ontology annotation, molecular function: DNA-binding transcription factor activity, RNA polymerase II-specific; zinc ion binding. NCBI's taxonomy places the organism in Eukaryota, Fungi, Ascomycota, Sordariomycetes, Xylariales, Hypoxylaceae. Gene Ontology annotation, biological process: regulation of DNA-templated transcription.
UCGGUCAUCCAAUCGAGCCUAGUUUCUCAGUGGCGGAGCCGUCAUCUCUGGGACACCUUUAAGCAGGCAAGGCCCCUCAGCUCGCGGCCGUCUUGGGUGUUCCUGAUAAUGGAAUUUCUGGGGUUCUAAAGUCCAUCUGCGUCGGCCAAUCCGUUACCGAGCGGCUUCGUUGGGAAAUCCUGAGAGAACAAGCAACCCAGAACUGCACCGGCGACACCCGUUUCUCUCAUAAAAUCUCGCUUCUGUUUGCUCGGCUAGCAAUUAGUCGGUAGCACGAACCCACGACAAACAGCCUUUCGGCAUUUAUUGUGAUCUUGAAGAUAAUUUCAAAGUACGAUCGCGGAGGGGUCGGGAACUGCGAAUUCUAUUAAUAAAUGCUAUGAUUUUUGGGUUCUUACGCAUCUUGAUAGAAAAUUCUUCACGAUAGAAUAUCGUCAUCAUGGCCUCUGUCGCAUCUGCUUCCCCAUCUUCAAGGCACAGCUUUCCUAUGGAAUCCGGCGACGACUCCGACUCCUGGCAAUAUGUAGAGUCGAACCCGGCAUCAGUCGGUUUCAUGCCUAGUCCAGCGAGCUCAAGUAUGCAUAGCUGGGGAAUAGUUGGGUACCCUAAUCAGAUGCAAGCCUCACCCGUUGCCAUGUCUCCCUUACAGUUGGACCACGAUCAGGCUCGCGCGGUGCCCCCUACUUCAUAUCCAGAUAGCGCGGCAGGAACCUCCAUGAUGGCUUCCGCAGGAAUGGACGGCCAAUUAAUGCCGGCCUUCGACGAACAUCAAUUCAUUGCCGGCCAAGAGAUGAUAUUCAACGAGCAGUUGACUGACAUGGAUAUGACGCAAUAUUACUCUACAUUUCAGGGCAGUAUGACCGCUGCCGACAUGUCAGGAUUAGAAGGGUUCGACGUAGUUCCUCAGCCAGUCGACCUUGGCAUCCCGCAACAAUUCCGAAACGACAAUAAUGUCCCGCCAUGGGCGCCGAUGAACUUGAAAAACGAAGACUUUGCUUCAGGAGUAAUAGACGAAACGAACAGCUUCACAUCCCAGUCUCCUAGACAGGUCUCACCAACACAUAGCUCUCACCACUCGAGCCCGAGAUCACCGUACGUGAAGUCGGAAACCGGUAAGGGCGCGAGUCCUAUACGGAAGGUUAGAAAUGGUUACAAGGUCGAGAAGAAGAAGUCGGAAUCGUCAAGCAAGUUUGUCAUCAUGACUCCAAACCUCAUCAACCAACAGUCAGGGAAACCCAAUUUAUUCGAGUGUUUCGACACGAUGAGAACUACACAGAGAGGAAGGAAAGGGCCAUUAGCACAUGAUACCAAGGAGAGUGCUCUACAAGUCCGGAGACUGGGGGCAUGUUUCUGCUGCCACAGUCGCAAAGUUAAGUGUGAUAAGGAGCGGCCGUGUAAGAACUGCAAGAAGCUCUCUACCCAAGUACCCCAGAUCAUGUGUUGGCAAUUCGGCGAUUUCUUGCCGGUGUUGUUUCCUGACUUCAUCCGGAACCACUUCAAGAAGGACCAGAUGACUAGCUUUAUAAGCGACCAUGUUGAAAACUUCAAGCCCAACGGCUCGGAGCUCACGUGCACGGUCGAGCUAUUCUCAGGUGCGCGGUUCGGGUCCACAUUGACCAUUCCCGCCAGCUUCUUCACGCCCAAGUCCGCAGAGAUCCUCCAGCAUUGGCACAUGAAUAUGGGCAUGAACCAGAUGGACCUACAGUCUCGUGGCGCUGCUCCCAUAGGUAUCGACCCCGAGAAUUCGGCUCAGAGGGAAGAGCUUAAGAGGAGGGCCCGGGAGUAUGUCCAUAAUCUCAGCUCGGAUCCUAUGUACGCCGAGCAGGUCACAGAUGCAAUCCGGUGUACCCAGUUACCAAAGAAGGUCUUGACGAUCAUUCAACGUUACGCACAACGCUCCGAGUCCACCCAAUCGUCCAUGGUCAAACGUGCGUUAUCUAUCUACGUCAUGCACUACGUGCUCACGCGGCAACUCUGUCUCACGCAGCCUACUCUCGAGAGCCUCAAGGGUACCAACAUGGUACCUCAUAACAACAUGUUCCUCACGGCGCGCGUGCUCAACCGACAGAUCAAGGCCGUACUAGACGAGAUGCUCCUACGCGAGAUGCAGCUCCUCUUCGACGGUUUCUCCAAAUCGCUCAAGCCGAAGCUGCGGCGCGAGUGGGGCCCCUGCCUAGCCGCGUUCCUGGUCCUGUGUCUGUUCAUGGAGACGGUGGAGACGGCGGCGGACACGUUUGUCAUCUCGCAGAACGAGAUCGCGAUCCGCAACCGCAGCAAGCCAGAGUACAAGCGCGACUUCGCGCUUUCGCUGUGCCGCGAGAUCGAUAACAUGCCAUUCAAGCAGUUCGCGUACCAGUUCCAUCAGAUAUACCAGACGCACACGCGCGACACUGGAGCUAAGGCGUUUAACCCCCUCGUCGAUGGGAACUUGUCGCAGAUCGCAGAGCUGGACGAUGCGUCGGCGGAGAUGGUAAGGAGUUUGAAGGAGUUAUUGCAGGGUGAUAGUUGGCACGAGCUUGACUUCCUCGUCGCAGACCCCAUCCUACCUAACCAGGAGGGUCACCCAUUCCCCCGCGACGUGUCGCUGAACUACACGGGCCGCCUCGUGGCAAGAUUCCUGCUGUCGUUUACCGACGAGAGAUACCUGUUUGACGGACAAUACUAAACCUGAUUUAUUUUUACUAUUACCUACCAUCUAGGCCAUUUCGGGAUAUGAAAUGUAUUCUAUAUACCUAUAUAUAUCAUCUUAGAUGUGUAUGAUAUACGACGGGGACGGGUUGGGAGUCUAUGUGUUUGAAUACCCCCGGGACGAGUUCAUGUUGGGAACGGUUUUACCUACAGCUAUAUUAUGUAUACA